AUGUCGGGAAAGCAGCAAGACAAGAGCAUCAUGGGGAUGCCCGGCUUCGUGGUCGACUUCCUGAUGGGUGGUGUUUCCGCCGCCGUCUCGAAGACCGCCGCCGCUCCCAUCGAGCGUGUUAAGCUCCUCAUCCAGAACCAGGAUGAGAUGCUUAAGUCCGGUCGUCUCGACCGCAAGUACGACGGCAUUGGCGAGUGCUUCAGCCGUACCGCUAAGAACGAGGGUGUCCUCUCCCUCUGGCGUGGUAACACCGCCAACGUCAUCCGUUACUUCCCCACCCAGGCGCUCAACUUCGCUUUCCGCGACACCUACAAGUCCAUGUUCGCCUACAAGAAGGAGCGUGACGGUUACGCCAAGUGGAUGGCCGGUAACUUGGCCUCCGGUGGUGCUGCCGGUGCUACUUCCCUCCUCUUCGUCUACUCCCUCGACUACGCCCGUACCCGUCUUGCCAACGACGCCAAGUCCGCCAAGAAGGGUGGUGAGCGCCAGUUCAACGGUCUCGUAGACGUCUACAAGAAGACCCUCGCUUCCGACGGUAUCGGUGGUCUCUACCGUGGUUUCAUGCCCUCCGUUGCUGGUAUCGUUGUCUACCGUGGUCUGUACUUCGGUAUGUACGACUCGAUCAAGCCUGUCCUCCUCACCGGUUCCCUCGAGGGUAACUUCUUGGCCUCUUUCGCUCUUGGUUGGGCCGUCACCACUGGUGCCGGUAUCGCCUCUUACCCCCUUGACACCAUCCGUCGCCGCAUGAUGAUGACCUCCGGUGAGGCCGUCAAGUACAAGGGUACCAUGGACGCCGCCCGCCAGAUCGUCGCCGCUGAGGGUGUCAAGUCUCUCUUCAAGGGUGCUGGUGCCAACAUUCUCCGUGGUGUUGCCGGUGCCGGUGUCCUGUCCAUCUACGACCAGGCCCAGCUCAUUCUCUUCGGCAAGAAGUUCAAGGGUGGAUCUGGUUAA
Alternaria postmessia is the source of this 951-nucleotide messenger RNA. RefSeq lists its product as uncharacterized. Gene Ontology annotation, cellular component: mitochondrial inner membrane. The coding region runs from base 1 to 951 and encodes 316 amino acids. The record is from RefSeq and is a predicted model, not a curated record. Lineage: Eukaryota; Fungi; Ascomycota; Dothideomycetes; Pleosporales; Pleosporaceae. Gene Ontology annotation, biological process: mitochondrial ADP transmembrane transport; mitochondrial ATP transmembrane transport. Gene Ontology annotation, molecular function: ATP:ADP antiporter activity. The transcript is spliced from 5 exons.